Arachis ipaensis is the source of this 1496-nucleotide messenger RNA. Lineage: Eukaryota; Viridiplantae; Streptophyta; Magnoliopsida; Fabales; Fabaceae. The record is from RefSeq and is a predicted model, not a curated record.
UUCCAGUGUUGUUCGUCUCCUCAAACCUCUUCUUUAUCUCUGGAAAAGAAUAAGCUCUUGCUGGUUGCCGGAGCCUCCACCGGCAAGAAUCUCGGCCUCUUCUGCUUCAACGAAGAUGACACCGAAGCCCUGCUCAGCCAGGUUUCCACGGUGAACCCUCCCAUGCGUGACGGCCCCAAACAUGCUAACCCUAACCCUUUUUCCCCGAGCUCCAAUCAGCACUGAUUCUGUUGGAUCCGACGAAGACGGCGAGGCCGGACUCUUCUGCUUCCUCUCUUUUGCCAGAGCUGCUCACCAUCUCCUCCUAGUUGUGCAUGGUUGGAAUCUGUUGCAGCUGCAAGAGACGAAGCCCGUCGUGUACCACUGCUCGCUGCUUGCCUGAAGCUUUCCUCUGCUCUGCUCUGCUCCGCUGCACCUUCUCAAGCGCAGCAAGUCCAUCGCCGCACCAAGAAGUUCCCGCUCUCUCCUCGACCUCGCCAUCUCCUUUGACUCUGUGAUUCCAAAUUUGGGUUGUUGGUGGCAGGGACGCAAAUUGAGGCUGUGAUUUUGGUCAAUGGAGUGUAUUGCAUCUUUUAAGAUAUUCCAAGGAUUUCAUAGAGCGAAUUGGUCUUUUCGUGCAGCUGGUUCUGAUGUUGUCAGCAUGAAAUGCAGGCUGAUCGUGUUGAUGGAUGCUACGUACUUAAUGGAAACAAGAAUUAUAGCACAUUUGACUAAUAGUCUAGACAGAUGCUGAGAAUGGAUAGCACAUUUGAUAUAUUGAACUGAAUCGGGUUGUCUAUGCAAAGACAGACAUAACAGCUGUGUCAAUAGGAAUCACUGCAUUCAUCAUUGAGAAGGGAAUGCCGGGAUUCAGCACAGCCCAGAAAUUGGAUAAACUUGGAAUGCGAGGAAGUGAUACAUGUGAACUCUUGUUUGAGAAUUGCUUGGUUCCUGAAGAAAAUGUUCUUGGGGAAGUAGGAAAAGGAGUCUAUGUCAUGAUGGCUGGGUUGGAUCUGGAGAGACUUGUUUUGGCAGCUGGUCCCCUUGGUAUCAUGCAGGCAUAUCUUGAUGUGAUCCUUCCUUAUGUUCGACAAAGAGAGCAGUUCGGUCGUCCCAUCGGGAAUUUCAGUUUAUACAGGAUUGUGCUGGAAUUAUACUUACUGCUGCUGAGAGUGCAACCCAAGUUGCUUUGCAGGCAAAACAAUGUUUGGGAGGAAAUAGAUAUGUGAAUGAGUAUCCAACUGGUCGUCUUCUGAGAGAUGCCAAACUAUAUGAGAUUGGUGCAGGAACUAGUGAGAUCAGAAGAAUGAUUAUUGGACGUGAACUCUUCAAGGAGCAGUGGUGAAAUGUUCAUUAUGUAACAGUAAAUUUCAUUCAUCAAAGGGGACUAAAAUUAGUCAUGAGAAUCCAUUGUUAAUAAAGGAAAGCUAUUUUUACCAAAAAUGUUUCAUCUGUUAUUUGUAGUUAAUUUCUGAAGCUGAAAAAUGAUCACACCACCAAACACAUUCAUAACAAUA